GAUAUAAAAACCUGAAGGACUCUAUGAAGGAGUUGCUCAACAAAUCUCCUCUAUUGGAGUGCUUGGGAGAUUUCUCCUUCAACUUAGAAUUUCUCCUCGAAGCCCAAAAGAAUAUAGCCCUUCGAGAGCUCUAUACAUGCAAAGGACUGGCAUCAAUCCUCCCCGUAUUAGAAGAAAUGUAUAGUAUUCGAGAAGUAAGCUUUUCCACGAUGGAAGAAUGGACAUUGGCACCUACCCAAGAAUCCCUCUCCCUCUCACAACAUUCCGUGAAGCCAUUCAACUGGUCAUAUUUACUCUGCGCUCAAAGGUUUCCGUUGGGAUCCUUGUUUCAUCGCCUUCCAUUUCUGACCUUUCUCCAUAUCGUGCCAACGAUCCACGAGCUCAAAGAAAUCACUAUGGCUCUCCAUCAACUUCAAAGCCUCCGAAUAUGCAUGAUAUAUCUCACUGCUGUACCCGGUCAUUCACCGUCAUUGACGAGACAAAUCUCACCAGUCAAACCCAACCAUUCGAUCCGACGCUUGGUUUUUCACACAAUGGAUUUCGGCUUUGUGUCCACCAUUCCACAAGAGGAGAGGCUACUUAUAUCAGUCAUUCUCUUUGAGAUGUUAUGUCAAGCGGCUCCUUCUGUCGAACAUCUAGGGAUCGGUGGAGACAAUCCAUUAUUAUCGCACUUGAAACUGGACGUAUUCGAGAAAUUAGAGACGCUAACUUUAAUGCCUAUUGGCAAGGAAAUCAAUAUUCAUAUUCCUAACUCUGUCCGAACACUCCUUAUAAGCAAGAAUAGCGCUGUCCGGAAGCCCCUACCCUCGCCAAAUAUCAAGGCCCUGGAUAUCCAAAUUUCAUCUGUGAAACAAACGGGAGAGGAGAUUUACAACGCGCAGACUACCUUUAUGGACCUCAGAGAGUGGCCGGCACUCGAAGUAGCGACUCUCCAUAGUAAUUACUCUCGAUUGACUGGUACCUCCUUCAGCUCACUUAGGAGUAUCACCCUCAAGGCGCUUCGUUAUCGCAAACGGUUUGACAUCAACAUGACUUUGUUUGUCAAAGAAAUCGCUGAAGCGGUGGACAACUACCCAUGCCUAGAAGAAAUCCAUAUGGACGAGUGCCCAGAAUGGGACAUCUUGAUGAUCAUGCUGGAAAGACGAAAUAUCCUCGCAGGUCCUGGUAUCAAACCAAUCAAGCGCCUGAUUUUGCCGAGUACCUGUCCAUAUAGCAUCUCUCAGUUGCUUCCAGGUCUCCUCGCGGGGAAGUGGGUCACAAGGCCAUCGAACUUCGAGCUCUCUCAGGCAGGCAAUGCGAAUUAUGUACUGAAUUCAGAAAUACCAGGAUGCUUCGCGUGCCUCCGAAUGUUGCGCAAUUGUGAUACACGUUCGUGGACGUACGUGAGACCACUUUAUAAUGAUGACAGGCUUUUCUCAAGAUUACACGAUUAUCCGAGUUCUGAAGAUGAGAUUCUUGCGACUUGGCUGGAAAGGGCCCUGCUGUGGGAGAAGUUCUAUACUCGUGGAAACCGCGUACUUCGCUGUACUAUUACAGAGGCACUCAGACUCACAAAGUCCCUUGAUGCCAACUCAUCUCCUCUCCUGUCUCCACUCCCAUCCCAAUAG
Molecule: messenger RNA, 1607 nt
Organism: Acaulospora colombiana
Lineage: Eukaryota; Fungi; Glomeromycota; Glomeromycetes; Diversisporales; Acaulosporaceae
Source: the annotation of a GenBank genome assembly